CGAAGUUUGAACUUAAAUACUACCUCUCUAGUGCAUAUAAUGUUUUGAGCCCAAGCUCCUCAAUGAGUUUGCGUCCAUUGCUAAGAAUCAUUGCAAAAUGGUGCAUGAUAACUUCCCAAUUCCCAAGUCACAGUACACCUGUUUCCAUGGUUCCAUUUUCUUUUGACAACUCGCAACUAUGGUGGAUCAUAUGAUUUCGCUCUUUCUAAAAAAGUUUUAUGAAGCUCCGAGAAUUCAGUAAGUCCGAGUGAAAAUACUGGUAAAAUUGUUCUUUGAAAUUGUGAUUCUUUAAGAAUGCUGAUUCAAUGGUUCUUUUUGCCGAUAAUUUUAGUGGCACCGCACUCAGUGAGACAUAAGCACCACAACUACACCUCUGGUACCCCCAACACCAUCAGCCCUUCUAGUUUGUCUAUUGUCUCUAGUCCCUCUAGUAAAUCCACUGCCUAUAGUACCACUGGUAAAUCUAUUGCCUCCAGUUCCACUGGUAAAUCUAUUGCCUCAAGUUCCACUGGUAAAUCUGUUGCCUCCAGUUCCACUAGUAAAUCUAUUGCCUCUAGCGCAUCCACUAUCUCUGCUACCACUACCAAUGCCCUCGCUCAAAAAGAUGAAUGGACCGAGUCGGUGGAGCUCAAACCCGCGGACCGGAACAGCGACCGGGACCCCUUCGGGCUGACCAAGACCCUCGGGCUGCUACCCUCGCUCCCCGACUACCCCCGAUCCCUCCACGAGCCCAAGCACCAACUCCCCCGCAAGCCGACCAAUAAGAACACGUUACUACCCGUCCUUGCCAGGCGCCACGACGCCCCCGCUCUUAGCAUGUUCCCCAGCCUCAUCGACGACUUCCUGGCACGUUCCAUGAUGUUCGAGGCCAUCGACGAUGCGGUCAAUCGGGGGAUGAGCGAGAUCCUCGACGCCAACACCGGUGACCUCAACGGAAACUCAACGGGAGCCAACGGUAACUCAUCGGUCAUCAGGGUGUCAGUCAACGGAACAGUUAAUAGAGUUAAGCGCUGCCACAGCCAUGAGCGUUCUAUGUUCCCCGAUGAGGGUUUCCAUCUGCCUAACGCUGAGGAUUUCAUGGAGGAUCUUCCGGCUCCACGCGGUGAUGAUGUCGAGCCGGCACUGCAUAUUCGCUUCUUCCGGAUUUUCAGUUUCCCGAACGCCUCCCAGAAGUCCCUGAUGUUCCGACUAGGCAAGGGACCACGCUCGGAACUCCCUGAGGACUUUUCCCUGAAGGACGGAGAGCUGCGGAUCGACGAAAGCUCAACAGUGACACGGCUGUGUAUCGGUGGUGUGAGUAAAGGGUUCUGGACUGGGCUGGGCGGAAUCGUCGUCUUCCUGAUUCUGUGUCACGUUGCGUGCUUCCUUCUUUGUUGUGUUGUUAAGACGCGCUUGGCAGAGAGAAAGAAACCGGUCCUUAAUAUUUAGUUGUUCUUUUUGUUGAAAUUAAAGGAAAUUCAAUUGUAAAAUCGUUGCCUAGAUUAGUCCCGAAGACGCGGAGGAAAAGCUACGAAUCUUUCUGUCAACGGUCUGGCGUCUAUGAACCACCAAACGUACACGGAAAAAAAUUAUCACAAUCCCAACUAUACCCCUAGCUGAUUUUGGCGCAACAUAUUAAGAGUAGGUAGUUGCACAAUCCAGAGGUAUAGUUAAGUCGGCUAAAAGUGAGGUUGGGUGCUAUAUCGCUGACUGGUGCCUUUACACUUCUUACUGGUGCAACUACUCUUAUGGUUGGCGCCAAAAUCAGCUGGAGGUAUAGUUGGACAGCGUUUUCCAAUUAGGAACUACGAUUUCUGGCUCAGUUUAAAAACAACGUAUUUACCAUUAGUUCCCCUGUGCACAUAAGCGUUUUUACGGAUUAAACAGACAUUAUAGUUCCGAAUUACAUAAUGAAGUCCAGUUAAGAUUGUGAUAUUUUUUUUUUCAGUGUACACGGUGGUUCCAUCAUUUGGGCCUCUUUUGCCAAUUAGGAACUACAAUUUCUGACUCAGUUUUAAAAUUACGCAUGUACCUCUAGUUUUCCCGAAGGCGUAUGUUUUUUUACCUGUGAGCCUGAAAUUGUAGUUUCUAACUGCAACAAUUAGGCCGAUUGAUUACGAAAACCGAUCGCGAAUAAGUACCGGAUCCUUAAAAUUUACCUGUGCAUUUUUGUGAAAUUUGAAGUCAUUUUUAAGUCUGCAACUUCAAAAAAUUUCUGACUUGGAAGUAUUUGGUGAUCAAUGGUCAUUAUAUUGUGAAAAGUGAAAACUAAUCGUCUUUUUAUCUACCAGACGGAUGUUCAUCUAUGAAGUUUCAAUUGAAAUAAUCGAUUCUCUGGUUUUACGAUACCUCAGGAGAAUGCCCUGAAAUUUAACUAUAGAGGAUUGAUUCAUCCUUCCUCACAUAAAAGUGAUUUAAUUCCGAAUAAAUUUGGUGAGCUACAUGGAAACCAGAGAAUUUUGCACCGUGUAACGUUCAGAAUGUUUUGCAAUGGUAGGCUUCUAUGCACCGCCCCUUCAGUAGCAAGAUUUAUUUUCUUCGAGAAGAUCAUAAGUUAUAAAUGGAUCGAACAUAGAACAUAUUAUCAUUGAUUACAUGCCUUUAUUAGAGUAAGAGCUGUCCCUUGUAUUUGUAACAAAAAUAAAUUGUCUCGUUUGAUUUUGAUCGGGAAAAAUAUGACAGUUGUAUAACAUUAAAGGUUGAUAAAAGGCGUUCCACUGAUUCAGUUAAUUUAGUGGGUGACCUAGAAGAUUUAUCGCAACCAAGCUGCUUGAUAGAAUAUGCCUUCUCAUUGAUAAUUUGCAAGAAAACUGAAUAAUAUUCCCUCGAUGCUAUGUUAUAAUUUCGCAAACACCCACAGUUGUGUCAAUGACAAGACGGGAAUUGGAUAAUAAAGAUUGGAUGCGACUCUUCGUGCAUUGCAGUAGCCUGUAUUACAUAUGCAAAGAAAUGAAGGCGCACAAGCUGUCUCACUAUUCAGUGUUGCGAUUCUCGUUAAGUCCCUGCAGUUGGAGCAUUUUCUCAAAGUUUUCUCAGCUUAUGUAGGCAAAAGACAAUUUUCAAAACUGUUACAUAAAAGUAUAAAGAUCCUA
Messenger RNA from Bemisia tabaci, 3071 nucleotides. RefSeq lists its product as uncharacterized. The record is from RefSeq and is a predicted model, not a curated record. NCBI's taxonomy places the organism in Eukaryota, Metazoa, Arthropoda, Insecta, Hemiptera, Aleyrodidae.